Molecule: messenger RNA, 2762 nt
Organism: Dichomitus squalens LYAD-421 SS1
Lineage: Eukaryota; Fungi; Basidiomycota; Agaricomycetes; Polyporales; Polyporaceae
Exons: 18
Coding region: 1487-2260 (257 amino acids)
Source: RefSeq, a predicted model, not a curated record
CCUAGGCCUCGACUGGCACUCUCACACCGAAAACCCGAAUUUUGAUACACGGCUUCGAUCUGGAUACUGCUGUGCCAUCUUGUCUGUUUCCCUUGGCUGAAGAGAACUUGACAGCAAUGUUGGCCCUCCCCACUCGCUGAAGAUGUUCCGCCGUGCAUACCCGGACGGUGAGUCGUGACGACAGUCAUCGUCGCGGAUCAUGCGCUGCUUGUCCAAGUUGUAGCGGCUCUAUGAUUAUACAGUCAGAAAGACACUCAAAGCAUCGGGGCAAGCGGUUAUGAGCCGUGGUGAUGUCUAGAUGAGCGGCAAGUAGCAUCCUACCACUGAGUGUUUCAUCCUGUCGAGUGCAUGGCCUUUGUGCGUCUUUCUCAACCUCUUGACUUCUUGCGCUGUCAUGCCCUGACUUGAAGCACAAGUUUACCCGUGCUUCCCUUCACCGGUGAAUCACCGUUCGCGUCCUUCAGUGCUUCAUCUGAUCUCUUGCUCUUGUCUUUUUCUUUAGAAUUCGUGCACGUGUUGAUCCUUGGCGCUGCACAGUAACUCCCCAGGUCUCAUCGCUUGUAGAACACCUGUGAGCGAGGCUCAGUAUUUCCACCCUGGUCGCAAGCACCAAUUCACCGGUGAUGAUCCGGAAGCGAACUCAUAUCCCAUACGACCAUCCAGCUCGCUGGGCUUCUGCAUUCUGCGGCACGCUUGGGGCAUUGAUCUCUAAGCCAUGCAACAAGGUGCCUCGGACUGCGUGCCCCCGAACAGCAAUCAAUGUAUACAUCCGCCAGCUUCCGUCUGAGUCCGGAGGCCCUCGGACGGAAGCCCGGAUCCCGGUGGUUCAGGAUGUUGGUCGCUCCGGACUGUGCGUCUUGGGGGUGGGAAUAGAACUUGUCGGACGUGCGGCGAAUCCGGCGUAGAACUCACGCAGUCCGCAUGUCGAACCUCGGGCACCUAGUGGUCAGGUUCGGAGUGCCUGCGCUAACAGACUUUUUCCGUGUGGCUAUAUCUCUUCCCGUAUCGUGGACACUAGGUCGUCUAUUUUCUCUUCUGCGGGCACGUCCUUGUCUUUUGGCGUCUCUGAUUCAUCUUCUGGGAACAUUUGACGGAAGGUGGCCACUGAACACCGCUAUAUCCGGUUUCCAUGCUCGGAUACUUCUUGACGAGAUAUGGCCCGCCGAAGCCUUGCGUAGGUUCAAUCCCCAGGAGCGAAGGUUGGGAUAAAGGGAGUGGACGUGCAUCCUAGUUGAGCUUGCACUCUUCGCCGCAAUGUACGCCAGCUUCCCUCAGACCCAAGGCCAAAAUGUCUACAGCGUUGGCGGAGACUCUGGUCUCUAUCUGCUGAGAGCAACUAAGUACGUCAAAGUGUCCUCAGCAACCCUUUUGGUGGAAUUCUUUAUGUCCUCUAUCCUGGGUUACAUAUGUUAACUUAUACUAGGUCCUCGAAAUACUGUCGACCCUCCCCGACGAGGUUGCUCUCGUGUGGCCAGGAAGGUUGAGCAUGUCCAAAGCUCUGUACUUAUUCAACAAGUACUCGCCCAUCGUGGACCAGGCACUGGAUCUAGUCACGAUCUUCCAAACAACUACGAGUUUACAGCUCUGCUUAUCGCAUUACAAGGUCAUAUCUAGCUUCUACUUCAGCGGCACGAUUUGUUCCGAAGCUAUCUUGCUCGCCAGAACGAUCGCUCUAUGGGGAUGGAACAAGUACGUACUGGCCUUACUUGCCGGAGGAGCGAGCGCCAUUGGGAUGGUGUGCGUCUAUGCUGUUUACCAGUCCAACCUAUACGUCGAGUUUCCUGCGGUGAAUGCAUUGCGUCUCAUAGAGUGUGUUCCAAGCAACCUGGAUGCUUGGCCAGCAUUAGCGUGCAUGGUUCUCGGGGACACCGCUAUCAUCGUAUUGACCUUCGUACUAUGGUAUAGAGAACGCAGAGCAGCUCCGAGAGCCACGAUAAGAACAUUGUUUCCUACCAUCUAUCGCGACUGCGCGCUAGCUUAUCUUGUCAUAGGGACGAUCUCAGUGGCCAAUCUCCUGGUGCUCAUGCUCGCCGAACCGGAGUUUUCCUCAGCGAUGGAGAUGCCCCUCAGGGUAGUGCAUAGCACCCUGGUCACGCGAGUUCUGCUCAACCUCCGUAGUUCCGCUGCCAAGACCUCGGGAGACACGUCAUAUAGAGAGCAAACGAGGGUCACGACUUUGGGAUGGGAACUGGCCACCAGUGGAAUGCCACAGGACCGUAUAUCUCUCAGAGAUGCUGAAGAUUCCGGGAACGCCAUUUGACACUGCCUGUUGCCUCUGGACUGCCAUUCUGUUGGAUUGUUCUUGCAAAUGAAGGCGACAAUCAUGUAGAGUCGGCGAGAAACAUGACCGCCGCGCACUUUCGGAGUCUCCAGGGACAUGAACAGGCGGGCGAAACACUUUCAGUAUAACUGACCACACCGACUUCUAUCACAAAUUCUGUCAAGAGGCGCUUCGAGAGAAACCUUGAGGGCGGUCAUCGGUACAGGCAGCAGUGGGCGGCGGCGAGCGUCUGUCGUCAUAGGUACGAGACACCCGCGCCACAUGGACCCAGCCUUGAAUCGCUCCUCGUACCUCUUGACCCAUGAUCAUCAGUUGUCUUAUCCUUCUCAAUCACUCCGUUAUGCUACCUUGGCCCUCAGAAAUGGAUACUUAGGUCGCAUGUAUUGACAGAGGCCCUCGUGACUUUCGGCGAACUUAGAAACAAACUCUAGAUGCUCGGCGAGUCCUAAAUUCGGUGGCCUUACAGCAAUGAACCAUAUAC